AUGGAGACUCUGGCAAAAUCAAAAGGGAGGUGGGACGUGGACCUGCUGUGGCUUCCAGCAGCAACCCUAUGGGGUCUCAGGCACAAGUACCAGUUAACGUCUGGAUGGGACCCCUCUUUUGAGAAGGCUGCAAGGCCUCGUUUGUCCUCAGAGCAAGGUAAUCUAGUGUUCCGUGCUGGCUCUAGCAAAAAUAUUGAAUUUAGAACUGGACCACUGGGGAAAAUAAAAAUUAAUGAAGACGACCUUGCAGAACUUUUUAGUCAGGUGAGAGAAAGUAAUGCAGAGAUUCAGGAACUUAAAAAAGCCAAUGGUGCUUCUCAGAAUGUGUCCCGGCAGGUCGCUCUGUUGACCUCCAAGAUCGUGAGUCUUGACAACAAACUUCAAAGCUUAGAGCAGACUAUCCAGGGGAAAGCCUGCAGUAGUAACCCCUGUAAGAACUCGGGGACCUGUGUAAACUCUCUGGAUGGUUUCUUUUGCCUCUGUCCCAGCAACUGGCAGGGCCUCCUGUGUUCAGUGGAUGUUAAUGAAUGCCAGAUUUAUGCUGGAACAGCGUUAGGCUGCCAGAAUGGAGCCACUUGUGUGAACACGCCAGGCAGCUACAGCUGCUCCUGUACUCCAGAAACCUAUGGGUCUCACUGUGCCUUGAAGUUUGAUGACUGCCAGGGAGAAUCUGAGACACUCUGUGGGCAUGGCAUCUGCAUAGAUGCAGACAGGGAUCAGCCCAAUAGGCCCAAGUAUCGCUGUAUCUGUGACACUGGCUGGAUGUCCCCUCCUGGCAGCCCUGCCUGCAAUGCUGAUGUAGAUGAAUGCAGCCUCCCUAAUCGUCCAUGUUCACAGAAUCCGCCUGUGCAGUGCCACAACACACCAGGCUCCUACUGGUGUGGUCCCUGUCCCACAGGCUGGCAAGGAAAUGGCUACAGUUGCCAAGACAUUGAUGAAUGUCAGACUAAUAAUGGAGGCUGCUCAACAGUACCGAUGGUUCAGUGUAUGAACACAAUGGGAUCCUUCCACUGUGGGCUCUGUCCACCAGGUUAUGAGGGAGAUGGACAAACAUGUACCCAUGUUGAUAUCUGCUCAAUAAAUAAUGGAGGGUGCCAUCCUUUGGCUACUUGUACCUCAGCUCCAGGGCCAAUACCAUUUUGUUCCUGCGCAUCUGGAUACACUGGAAGUGGAUAUGGGCCAAGCGGGUGCUCUCCUCUCAGUGACAUCUGUCAGCUACAAAACCCUUGUGCAAAUGGGCAGUGCUUGGCAACGAUCUCUGGGUAUUUCUGCCUAUGUAAUGCGGACUGGACAGGCCCUAAUUGUACAGAGAACAUUGAUGAAUGCAUUAGCAACCCGUGCCAGAAUGGGGGGAGCUGCACUGAUGGCAUCAACAGCUAUUCCUGCGAGUGCACCAGCGCCUGGACAGGACCACAGUGCCAGACAGCCCAGCAAGUUUGUGGAGGAUACCUCUCAGGCUCCAGGGGGACUUUCAGUUACCCUAACAACCCAAACAGCCAGCGGUACAGCAGUGGGGUCAGCUGCGCUUGGCUUAUUCAAACAAAUCCCAACAAGAUCCUGCGUAUUAUUUUCCCAUUCUUCCAACUGGAGACAAGUCAUGACUGUAAUGCUGUGUUCCUACAAAUUCAUGAUGGGCCUUCAGCAUCAACGCAUAUGCUGGGAAAAUACUGUGGCUCCUCACCUCCUGAAGAGCUUUUCAGUUCCCACAACUCCCUCUAUUUUUGGUUCUACUCAAGCCACACUGUUACAGCUGGAGGGUUUACUGUUCAGUGGGAAUCUCGGGAUCCUGAAUGUGGUGGUGAGCUGACGGGUACUUAUGGCUCGAUAAGCUCUCCAGGAUACCCUGGUAACUAUCCUGUAAACAGAGACUGUUUCUGGACCAUCUCAACCAGUCCUGGCCUCCUCAUCACAUUUGCUUUUGGCACACUAAGGCUGGAACACCAUGAAAACUGCAGUUAUGACCAUUUAGAGAUUAGAGAUGGUCUUCUUCCACAAGACCCUGUCCUUGGCAAAUACUGUAGCACUGGAUCUCCACCCCCACUCCAAACCACUGGUCCAUAUGCAUGGGUUCACUUUCACUCUGAUGAGUUAGUUACUGAUAAAGGCUUCCACAUUCUCUAUACAACAUCUCCUGCAGAUCCAAGUUGUGGAGGAAAUUACACGGAUAGUGAGGGGAUUAUCACAUCACCUUUCUGGCCUAACCCUUAUGUCAACAACCGACAAUGUAUCUACAUUAUCAGACAGCCAGAGGAUGAAAGAAUAUACCUCAACUUCACCCAUAUGGAGCUGGAGAGUCACACUGGUUGUUCAUCAAAUUAUAUUGAG
Molecule: messenger RNA, 2325 nt
Organism: Eurypyga helias (sunbittern)
Lineage: Eukaryota; Metazoa; Chordata; Aves; Eurypygiformes; Eurypygidae
Gene: CUBN
Product: cubilin (intrinsic factor-cobalamin receptor)
Exons: 17
Molecular function (GO): calcium ion binding
Source: RefSeq, a predicted model, not a curated record